AACUAAAACAAUAUGCUGCUUCCUCUUCCUUUUUGAUGUCGGUAAGUUUCUGGGUGCUUAUAUAUAGGGCUGGUGGAUGUGUUGGUGGAGAAGCACAAAAACAGAUAAUGCCAUCACCAACCAUGGACAAAGAAGCUAGAGAUCCAAACAGAGAGCAGAAGGAUGGCAUCCGGAAGCCACUGCUAGAAAGAGAGGAAGUGAACAAUGAGAAGAGACCAGCGUCAUUUACAAAUGCCAAUAUUUGGAGAAGAAUGACAUUCGGCUGGCUCAACCCUCUGUUCGAUCUGGGUAGGAGAAAAACUCUGGAACUAACUGACGUUCCAAUUAUUCCAGAUGAAGACAGUGCUCGCAGGUCUUCCCUGUUGCUAGAAACAGCUCUUCAGAAGCAGAAAGAGUUAUCUUUUCCGAGAGCCAUCUUCUCCACCGUUUGGAAGCCUCUAGCUGUGACUGCAAUCUAUGCUGGCCUGACCACGAUCUCCUCUUACAUGGGUCCUCUCUUGAUCACCAUGCUGAUAGAUGUUUUAGCUUCAAGUGACUCUUCUCCUGCUGAAAAAUCACAUGGUUACGUUCUUGCUCUAUGCCUCUUCUUCUCCAAGGCCAUAGAGUCUUUUUCACAGAGGCAUUGGUAUUUUGGUGCCCAAAUGAUUGGGGUGAGAGUCAGAGCAGGCCUGAUGGUGCUGAUUUACAGAAGAGCACUUAGUAUGAAAUGCAGAUGCAAGAGCGUGGGUGAGAUGGUCAAUCUUAUGAGUGUGGAUGUAGAGAAGAUUGGAGAUUUUGCUUGGUACUUUCAUGGUUUGUGGUUGCUGCCAAUUCAAAUUUCCCUAGCUCUUUUCAUUCUCUAUAUCAAUCUCGGAAUCGCUCCUUCACUUGCUGCCCUGCUUGCCACCAUCGUGAUCAUGGUGGGGAACACUCCACUGGCCAAAUUGCAAGAGAACUUCCACUCCAAGAUAAUGGGUACGAAGGAUAGGCGGGUAAAGGCAACAGCAGAGUGCCUCAAGUUUAUGAGGAUCUUGAAGUUUCAGUCAUGGGAAACACUUUACAUGGAGAAAAUCCUUAAAUUGAGGGAUACUGAGAAGGGUUGGCUCAGGAAGUAUCUCUACACAUGCGCAGCAGUUGCUUUUCUCUUCUGGGCAGCUCCUGCCGUGGUCUCAGUGGCCACUUUCAACGUCUGCAUCCUCAUGGGUACCCCAUUAACAGCAAGCAAAGUUUUUGCAGCAUUAGCGACUUUCAGGAUCCUCCAAGAGCCAAUUUACAAUCUCCCUGAGUUGCUCUCGAUGAUUGCGCAGACUAAAGUAUCGCUGGAUAGAAUUGCAAGUUUCGUAUUUGAAGACGAAGAAGGAGAAGAGGAGGAGGGAAGAUACUUCAGGGUGGCAGAGUGCAAUGCUGACAUGAACAUUGGUGUUGGUGAGAUAAACAUGAAGGAAGGUGGAUUCUCUUGGGAAAUGUACGGCGAGAAGCCCAUGGUUACAACCAUCAAUCUGCAAAUCAAGAGAGGACAAAAGAUUGCCGUCUGUGGCUCUGUGGGUUCUGGGAAAUCAAGUCUCUUGUUGAGCAUCUUGGGGGAGAUUCACCGAGUUUCAGGAGAUGCUGUUGAAGUCUCUGGUUCGAAGGCGUACGUUGCUCAGAGUGCUUGGAUUCAGACGGGUACCAUAAGUGAGAACAUUCUGUUUGGUAGAGAGAAGGACGAUAAUUUAUACAGUACUGUGUUGAGGGCCUGUGCAUUAGAGAAAGACCUCAGUAGUUUUCCUUAUGGAGAUCAGACUCUGGUUGGAGAGAGAGGUGUAAAUUUGAGUGGGGGCCAGAAACAGAGGAUCCAAUUAGCAAGAGCUCUCUAUAGUAAUGCUGAUGUCUAUCUCUUGGAUGACCCUUUUAGUGCUGUUGAUGCUCACACUGGUUCCCAUCUUUUCAAGGAGUGCCUUAUGGGGGUGUUGGCUGACAGGACGGUGGUUUAUGUUACUCAUCAGCUUGAGUUCCUCUCCGCUACAGACCUGGUUCUGGUAAUGCGGGAGGGAAAAGUUGUUCAGUCUGGAAAAUGUGCGAACUUAAUGGCAGACGAGUCAGGAGAGCUUUACAGGCUGAUGACUGCUCACAAGAAGACCUUAAAAAAUGCAGGCAUGGAAGGAAAAGAAAAUGAUGCGUCACCAACUUCAGUUUCAGUUGACCAACUACAGUUCUCACAGAAGGAAGAGAAAUGGCCAAUCAAGAGCAACACGAGGGACAUGCUUGUAUGCCAUUGUGAAGAAGAGAGAGAAAAAGGAAGAGUGAAGCUCGAAGUUUAUUCAACUUUUGUAAAGACAGCAUACAGGGGAGCGCUAGUUCCUCUUAUAUUGCUGUGUCAGGUUGCUUUCUUGGCAUUGCAGAUGGGCAGCAAUUAUUGGAUAGCAUGGGCAACGGAUGGCAACGAUGGUGGACGAACCAUAAGCAGGAGAAGACUAAUGAGUGUGUAUGUCAUGCUGUCAGCUGGGAGUGCAGUAUGUGUUCUUGGCAGAGCUCUACUUCUUGCUACAGCUGCCAUGGAAACUGCUCAGAAGCUGUUCGUGAAAAUGCUUAUGUCUGUCUUCAGAGCACCCAUUUCCUUCUUUGAUUUAACUCCAUCCAGUCGCAUGCUGAACAGGUCAUCAACAGAUCAGAGCACACUGGACACUGAUAUCCCAUACAGAUUAGCAGGGCUUGUCUUUGCACUAAUUCAGCUAUUGAGCAUCAUCAUCCUUAUGUCUCUAGUGUCAUGGCAAGUUUUUGUGGUCUUCCUUGUCGUGAUUGCCAUCUGCAUUUGGUAUCAGGGCUACUACAUCAGCACUGCAAGAGAGUUGGCAAGAAUGGUUAACAUAAGGAAAGCUCCCAUCCUUCACCACAUAUCUGAAUCUGUAUCUGGAGCUGCAACCGUCCGUUGCUUUGAUCAAGAAGGACGAUUCUUAGAAAAAAAAUUUGGUCUAGUCGAUGAUUACUCUUCACUUGUCUUUCACAACUUUGCAGGAAUGGAGUGGCUUUGCCUUCGCAUGAAUUUUCUGUUCAAUCUAGCAUUCUUUUUUGUUCUGAUAGCCUUAGUCAGCUUGCCCAAAAGCCAAGUGGAUCCUAGUCUAGCUGGAUUAAUAGCCACAUACGGUCUGAACCUAAAUGUGUUGCAGGCUUGGGUUUUGUGGAACUUGUGCAAUGUUGAGAACAAGAUGAUUUCUGUUGAAAGAAUCCUGCAAUUCUGCAACAUAGCUAGUGAAGCACCAUUGGUGAUAGAAGAUAGCAGACCCGAACCACAGUGGCCACAGAAGGGAACCAUUGAAAUAACUGAUCUUUAUGUGCGAUACAGUCCACACCUUCCAUUUGUUCUACAAGGAGUUAGUUGCAUCUUCCCUGGACAAAAGAAGAUUGGCAUAGUUGGGAGGACUGGCAGUGGAAAGUCAACACUUAUUCAGGCUCUGUUUCGAUUAGUUGAACCAUCUUCUGGAACCAUUAGAGUUGACGGUGUGGAUAUAGGCAUGAUUGGUUUGCAGGAUUUGAGAGCUAGAAUGAGUAUAAUUCCUCAAGAUCCAUCACUCUUUCAAGGAACAUUGAGAUGCAAUCUGGAUCCUUUUCAACAAUACACUGACUUAGCCAUCUGGGAGGCCCUUGACAAGUGUCACCUUGGAAAUUUAGUCAGACGUGAUGGAAGGCAGUUAGAUGCUCCAAUCGAUGAAGAUGGAGGUAACUGGAGUGUGGGGCAAAGGCAGCUACUUUGCCUUGCUAGAGCAUUACUAAAGCAGAGAAGGAUUGUAGUGUUGGAUGAAGUCACAGCUUCUAUUGACACAGCAACUGACCAUCUUAUACAAAAAACAAUAAGGCAAACAACCAGGGAUUGCACGGUCAUCACAAUUGCACACAGAUUGCCUACUGUCGUUGACAAUGAUUUUGUAUUGGUUCUUCAUGAAGGGAAAGUUUUGGAGUAUGAUUCUCCGGACCAACUGUUAAAAGAUUCGUCCUCUGCAUUUUCCAAACUGGCUACCGAGAUGUCAAGGAGGUCGAAGGGAGAGAACCAUCCUUCAUCGCAACCAUCUUAAAUGACUGGCAUCUUAAAUGACUGGAGCUUGCGGCCACAUAAACAUUAGACACUGUAAUAUACAUACGAAGCCAAGAAUAUUGCUUACAAACCAAAGGACCAUACUAGCAGCAGUCGCAUGAACGGAAGUAACAUUAUAUACAACAGGAAAUCGUAGGAAAGGUAGGACUACCACACGUUGUAUUGCAUUGUAUGUUUUCAUAUGAAUGGAAACUAGUUAGUUGCAGUUAAA
This is a messenger RNA of Nymphaea colorata (pocket water lily), 4259 nucleotides long. RefSeq names its product putative ABC transporter C family member 15. The record is from RefSeq and is a predicted model, not a curated record. Gene Ontology annotation, molecular function: ATP hydrolysis activity; ABC-type transporter activity; ATP binding. Bases 36 to 4028 code for a protein of 1330 amino acids. Gene Ontology annotation, biological process: transmembrane transport. Lineage: Eukaryota; Viridiplantae; Streptophyta; Magnoliopsida; Nymphaeales; Nymphaeaceae. The transcript is spliced from 9 exons. Gene Ontology annotation, cellular component: plant-type vacuole; vacuolar membrane.